GAGAGUAGAGAUUGUGGUGCUGUUUGACGCGUGCGGACCGUGACGUCACCUCCCCCAUAUUUGUAACGAGUCAGUUUACAGCGUCUACCUUUUAAAAUACACAGCCGGUAGCAUCUAAAUACACCCAAGCCGCGGUGAGCUAGUAUCGACAUGAGCGCGUUCGCGUGUGUGUGACACAGUAAGGCUUCAUUUCGUUCCGUUCCUCUUCCGGUCGGCCCAGUUAGCCGGUUAGCUAUUGCUAGGUAACGGUGGCUGUCAGCAGAUCAGCGGUUUUUAGGACUGAGACUGAGCCAUUAGUCAGGGCAGGUACUCAGAUGGAAAAUUCAGAGACCAGUCCUCCAUCGAGGCCCCUGGCAGUGCCGGACAGAGGCAUGCUGCGACCCUUGGGCCCACUCGGGCAGAUGUCAGAGUCACCCAGAGCCUGCAAGCACAAGGAGCGCCCGUCCAAGUCACCAAGGAAACGACGGGAUGGGAAGAGGUCGCAGCGACGGGGGGGCGAUCACGAACAGCUGCUGUGGGAGAUCGAGCGGCGGAGGUUGCCAGGUCAACCCGAGCACUUGGAGACAUGCGGCUCAGCGAGUGACGCAGCUGAAAGCUCGCCUAAGAGAAGAGCCCACUUUCUACAUGGACCGUAUCCAGCCACUCACUUUGGACCCAAAGCCUGCAUUCUUCCCAACCCAACUUCAGUCAUGCACAUCCAGGACCCGGCCAGCCAGAGGCUCACCUGGAACAAACCUCCAGUCAACGUGCUCGUCAUCAGGAAAAUCAGAGAUGAGAGCCUGGUUGAGCCUUUCAAAGAGCUCUGCAGGUUUCUGGUAGAGGACAAGCAGAUGAUGGUGUACGUGGAGCGCAGGGUCGCAGAUGACGCCACGCUGUCAAAGGAUGAGGCGUUUUGCUCCAUUCGUAAUCAGCUCUGCACCUUCAGAGAGGGUUAUGAUGAUAUCUCUGACUGCAUCGACCUCAUCAUCUGUCUGGGGGGUGAUGGGACUUUGCUCUACGCCUCUUCGCUCUUCCAGGGCAGCGUCCCUCCAGUUAUGGCAUUCCACCUCGGCUCUCUGGGUUUUCUGACGCCGUUCAAGUUUGAGUCGUACAAGACUGAAGUGGCCAAAGUGUUUGAAGGCAACGCGGCCAUCACUCUGCGCAGUCGUUUGAAAGUGAAGGUGGUGAAGGACAUGCUUCAGAGAACAGGAGAGCCGCCGUACAGCGGAGGGCCGCAGCAACAGCCUGAGCACAACGGACUCCUUCCUCACGGACACACCAACACCGAUGCUGGCAAGGUCACCUUGCAGCUACAGGUGUUGAAUGAGGUGGUGGUAGAUCGAGGUCCCUCCUCCUACCUGUCCAACGUGGACUUGUACCUCGACGGACGACUCAUCACCUCAGUGCAGGGAGAUGGUUUAAUUGUGUCCACACCUACAGGCAGCACAGCGUACGCAGCCGCGGCAGGAGCCUCUAUGAUCCACCCGAACGUUCCCGCCAUUAUGGUCACUCCCAUCUGCCCGCACUCACUCUCCUUCAGGCCCAUUGUGGUUCCUGCUGGGGUGGAGCUCAUGAUCACCUUGUCUCCUGAUGCCAGGAACACUGCCUGGGUGUCAUUUGAUGGCAGGAAGAGGCAGGAGAUCCAGCACGGAGACUGUAUUAAGAUCACGACAUCUUGUUACCCGGUGCCAUCAAUCUGUUGUCACGACCUGGUGUACGACUGGUUUGAAAGUCUGGCUCAGUGUUUGCACUGGAACGUACGCAAGAGGCAGGCCCGACUCGCAGACGCCUCAGACUCAUCAGACACAGAAAACUGACAUCCCGGUCGUUUUGUGUUUAAAAACAUUGAGCUGGAGCUCUCUGCAGCAGCCUAGAGAGAAUGAAGGGGUGACUUUUGUUCAGAGACGAGUUAAUCACCGGCCUGUCUUCAACCAAAUCAGUGUUGGAUCGGUCUUUUGAAAAGCAUGCACAGUCGUCAUUUACACCCCGAGUCAUCAUCACAUUACAUUCCGGCGAAUACACACACUGCAGAUUUUGUGUAGCUUCCAGAAACAAAGCAUGUUUCUUACCAAGGAAUGAAAAAAACAAGAUUUUAAUGAUUGCAUUAUGAUGCA
Molecule: messenger RNA, 2093 nt
Organism: Archocentrus centrarchus (flier cichlid)
Lineage: Eukaryota; Metazoa; Chordata; Actinopteri; Cichliformes; Cichlidae
Gene: nadkb
Product: NAD kinase b
Exons: 12
Coding region: 315-1796 (493 amino acids)
Biological process (GO): NADP+ biosynthetic process; NAD+ metabolic process
Molecular function (GO): NAD+ kinase activity
Source: RefSeq, a predicted model, not a curated record